UCCCCAAAAGCGCGCCUCCGAGCUGGACUGAGAAGGGUAGCAGAGCGAGAGAGGGAGGAGUGACCUGCCUGCUGCUCGCCAGCCAGCCAGACCGCGCGGGAGCUCAGUAACUUUCCGACAGUGCGAGAAGGAGGAUUGAUGCGCUGCGCUCUCCGCCCAGUGACUCGAGCCGCCCCAGCCGAGGGAACUUUUGCGAAUAGCGUGCCAGGAGUGAACUAAAGGAAGCCGCGUGCGUCCAGGAGGAAGAGCCGAGCGUGACCCAAAUACCUUUAAUUUUUUCGAAAGUCCUCCCCUUCCGUCCACCUUUAAAGAGAACACUGAAAAAGAGUAAAAAGAGAGAAAAAAAAAAAAGGGAAAAGUGAGCUUGUGUGGACUGUUGAAAGCUCUAUAAACUUGCAGGAAGGAAAAAGGUGAAACAAAAAAAAUACUUGAACAAUUAAGGUUGUAUGAACUCUCCUAAUUAACUCAUUCAUAGGGAAGAGAGGCGGCGUCCAGGUAGAGACGGAGAGGAGAGAGAGAGAGAGGGGCAGAGGUGAGCCAGCAUCAGUAACGCACACCUACCUGCUUACCUACGCGUGUUUACCUGUCCCGCCUACCUGCCUACCUGCCUAUCACCCUGCUGAGCAUUACAGGGCAACAUGGCGACGCGAGGUGAAGGAAGGUGAAGAGGAAACACUGAAGAAGGUGACAACGAAUAAUACGAAGAGGACAACGACGAAGGGAGGUGACAAGAUGGCGGGAAGGACGCUACUUCUGCUGAUUGUGAUGGCGACUUGCUCCUUCACACAGGCUAUCAAAGACGCGCCAAGACGCACCACACAGAAGUCAUCGGAGCAGAAGACAGCCCAAGUUGGCGAGGACGUGAGGCUCUCGUGUCCCAUUGACGGCACGCCCCAACCCAUCUAUGAGUGGACCAAGGGGGAGGAGGUGAUCCCGGAGGAGGGCUGGGAACGUAUGAAGCUGCAAGGGAAGAUACUCAAGAUCCGGGAGGUGACUCUCGGCGACCAGGGAGUGUAUGUGUGUUCGGCGGUCAAUGGAUUCGGCAAGGAGAUCUUCACUAUUACUCUUACUGUUACUGACCCGCUCUCCAGCUCCUCGUCAGCAUCUGGUUCUUUCCCCGGUGGCCUUCCCCCGGAGUUCACGCAGCUCCUCCCUCCAGUGCCGGGCAAGAUCGACAAGCCAGUGGGUCAUAACGUGAAGCUCAAGUGCCAGGUCAGCGGAGAGCCCGAGCCUUCCAUCACCUGGUUCAAGGAUGGAAUGGAGUUGCGGGAAGGGCCACUGGGGGGAGAAUCGCGGCUCACCCGCCACAACCUCCACCUGAUGGACUUGAGGCCGCAGGACGCUGGCACCUACACCUGCGCCGCCGCCAACCCCCUAGGAGCUGCGGCAGCCAACUGGACGCUGCGAGUUAUAGACCAAGCCCGUCCAAGAGAGCCAGAGUUCAAUCCUCAAGACCCUGCCAACACCACAGUGCCGGUGGGAAAGUCCGCCACCCUGCAGUGUAGUGGAAACUCUGAGGUGGUGCCUCACAUCAAGUGGCUGCGUCGCCUGGAGGACGGCUCCCAUGAGGCGGAGCACAUUCCUGACAACGAGACCCUGAAGUGGAAGGGCCACCGUUACGUGGUGCUGCAGGCCACCCAGGUGCUCACGCCAGGGGAUGGUUCCUUUUACACUAAGUUGGUAAUACCUCAUGUAACCGAACAGAACAGUGGUGUGUAUGUGUGCACUGCCACCAACAACUUUGGGUUGGCUUACAGACAAGCUCAGCUCUCUGUUUAUGAUGAGUCUUCAGCAGUGACGGAACAAGGGGUGCAAAAACAGGGGGGCACUCAGGGGGGCACAGAUCAGUCUUCAGGCAACAACACACUGAUCCUAGUGGUUGGUCUGGUGUGUGUGGUGGCAUUAGUAGCAGUGAUCAUUGUUGUGGUGAUGGUACGAAAGGUUCAGACCACCAAGCCACCACCUCCACCAAGCUCUAAUGAGAGUGCACUGCUGCCCCCUCAACCAAUGAACCAGGCCAAGGUGCAGCCGCCACCAUCCCACCACCCACGUUACGUCCCAGGAAUUCACAACACACAGCAACAGCAGCAGCAGCAGGCACCACAUGGCCACUCUGUGGGUCCUGAGGGGCCACUGCUCCAGUAUGCUGGUGGAGUGGUGCACCUACCCCCACAGUCAUCAAUGACAGGAAAUGGCCAAGGAGCUCAGCCUAUUAUUGUGUACCAAGACCCAGCUACUGCAGCUUCUGUGUACAUUGCACAGCGGCCCCCGACACAGGCAGCCACGGCAAGCAGACCUGAGUAUCAGUACCAGCAUCUGGACGUUAUAUGAUCACGGGGAAAGGUAGUGUAGUGGGGACUGUGUUUGCUGUGAUUGUGAUGAAUGGAUGCCACUGACAAUUUGAACUUGAUGUACUAAUUCAGUGUCAUGUGAACUCUCAGUGUCUACAAAGUCGAACACAGAAAAUUUAUAUGUUUUGAAAAUGCAUAUAUGUAUGUAUGUAUGUAUUAUUAUAUGAAAUUUAGUAUUAGAUAUUGACUUUCUCAGCAAGAAUCUGUGAUAAAGAUGAAAAUUACAAACAUGAAUUUUUACGUUUUCACCGUCAGUCCAUAAAGCAGUACGUGUGCCGCACGUGUGAAGACAUCAUGGAAAUGUGACCGAUGCUGUACAGUGUAAGUAGACAAGAAACUCUAGUCGAUCAUAAUCCACUAAGUUAGUGUACUUCAAGAAUGAUUUCUGAAAUGUCUGUUCACAUCUAUAGUUUAUAAUCAAUUUCCAGAAAAAAAAAAAAGAUGUGCUUGGUAAGAAUUCAGUUUUUAUUUCAUAUUGUAUGAAUUGCAGUGUCAAGAGUUAUCAACAAGUCCAUAGAUAUUUUCUACAUAUGUAUAGAUAGUUACUUAUAAGGGUAAUACUGAAGCAAAAUAUAAGGUAACAGAUACUUCAUAGUUCAUUAGAUUAUCUUUAUUGAGGCAUAUGAAGUCUAGUCAUUCACAACAUUGUCAAUGGUUUUGAAAUCUCUACACUUGUGUACAGUAAACAAUAGUCAUAGAAUAUACAUGUAUUUACUCAUUCCAUGUUGGAAAAUACCCAUUAUUUUUCUUAUACAGAGAAUGAUUCCUUUCUAUGACGCAAAAUUAAAGAAUGAAUAAUCAAAUGAUGUGUCUUGUGUGUGUGCCAAAGGAAUCAGCAAUGUUUACCUUGUAUUCAUUUCUGCCAAUUCAAGGAGGUAACAUUCCAUGACUGAGACACUGGUAAUGUACAUACAAGAACAUGAAUAUGCCCACACAAAAGGAAAGAUGUACAGUACAUGAUUAAUAUAAUGGAUGUGUUCAGGUAUGUGACAAACACUACACAUUUUUUUUUUUUUUUAUAUAUGUAUCUUGUUUAUUUAUUUGUUUAUUUUUAUAGAAGCAUCCAUAGUGUUGGAAGUAGCUAAGCAUCAUCCUGCUGGCUUCCUGUCAGCAGAUUUUGUCUUUGGCUUUUACUGUGAAUUUAUGUUUAUAUGCAAACCCUUUUGUAAGUGUAUCUCUUCAGAACAAAACUACUUCCAAAGGAAAAGUAUUAUUUGUGACAGUGCUUAAGUUGCCUUCUUAUUGAUCUAUAUGCAGUUCAUUAGGGUCUAUCCACAUAAGGCAGUGCACACUGACAUGCUUGAUAACUUAUUCAAACAGGAGAGUAAUGCAUAUGGUGGCCAUACUAAUCUGAAAGUAGAUUUCCACAACAGGCUCUUUCAUAUAUAUUUACCAUCCAUGUCCUUGAUGGUGAAAGAGUUAUGUAUAUAUUUUAUGAUAUGCAAUGAAGACUGUAGAUAUUAGCAGGAAUAGUUCAAUUUCUACCAACACUUUUCUCAUGGAGACAGAUUUUAUGAUGUUUGCUCAAUGUUUGUCUAACAGACACAAGUGAAAUAUUAUAACUGAGAAGAAAGGAACCAUCACCUUUGUCCACCUAUGUACCUGAACCUUUCAACAUUAUGAUCUUACAAAAGAAAAAAAGGAAAAAAACUAUGAUUCUCAUCCUUGCUGGGAGAGCUCUUAGUUUUUAGUGCCUCCUGCUUAAGAUGUGAAGAUACUGUAUUGCAUUCAUUCAGUUCUAAGUUCCACUCUGCUCUUUUUUUUUUAAAUACUUCAUUUCAUGAGGGGGAGAGUCAUUGCUAUUAAGUUAUUGCUAUGGAUAUUUCUCCUUUUAGAUCCAUUUUAUAAAUACUUAAAGUAUUUAUAAAUACUUUAAGCCUUGUUCAACAUCACUAGAGUCAAAAAAAAUGCCCUACACAAUCCCAACUAAAGUCUCAUACAAACAGUAAGUGCUGAAUCACAUGGCAAUGCAUUCUUUAAUCUCAUACUAAAUCAGAAGCUUACAUUUCAGCAUAAGAACAUAAAUGGGUUAUCACAAAGACGAGAUAUCUCUGCAACAAUGGAGGAAAAAAUGUUUGGAGGAUGAGUGAGUGAGAUAUAGCUCAUGUAAUUUUCAAAAAGCUUAUAUAAUUUAGAAAUGUAUGCCUACUGUAAGAAAAGUCUUGGAUCAGAGUAAAGAGAAGUGAUUAUGAAGUAAUCUUAAAUAACAUAACAAAUUUCCUUACACUAUGUUCUGGAUAUUUCCUCAGUCUUGAAUAUUCCUUGUAAAGACCUGACAACUGAUCGAUAUAUUCUUAGAAGACUAAAGGGGAGGCACAGUGAAAGUGAGUGAAAACCACGACUGUCCUUGCAGUAAUUGGAAGGAAGAGCAAGCAUAAUGAAGUGAUGGAAUGCAUGUAGUGAGUCUGUAGAGAGCUUGGAGCCUGUCAUGUUUGUAUGUGUAGGUAUAUUAUUCACAAAUAAGCCUACUUUUGUGUAACUUAUUCAUAUUCAUCUAUAAGUUUGUUUUAAGACUAUUGAUCACAAACAUACAUAAUAGAUCAUGAGUUCUUGAGUUAAUAUCUACAUGCAGCCACUCUUGUCCAUGCUAAAGUCUCCAGUCAUUGUUAAAUAAAUGCUAUUUCUACAA
Portunus trituberculatus (swimming crab) is the source of this 4980-nucleotide messenger RNA. Its product is annotated as fibroblast growth factor receptor-like 1. NCBI's taxonomy places the organism in Eukaryota, Metazoa, Arthropoda, Malacostraca, Decapoda, Portunidae. Bases 733 to 2331 code for a protein of 532 amino acids. The record is from RefSeq and is a predicted model, not a curated record. The transcript has 12 exons.